Molecule: messenger RNA, 2995 nt
Organism: Branchiostoma belcheri (Belcher's lancelet)
Lineage: Eukaryota; Metazoa; Chordata; Leptocardii; Amphioxiformes; Branchiostomatidae
Product: urocanate hydratase-like
Exons: 23
Coding region: 17-2050 (677 amino acids)
Biological process (GO): L-histidine catabolic process
Molecular function (GO): urocanate hydratase activity
Source: RefSeq, a predicted model, not a curated record
UUCCAAUUUUCCCGCGAUGUCUUCUCUAAAAGAUGUCUGUUCUGGGCUGCCUGUGGACCAGCUGCCGCCACAGAGGGACCGGGACGACUCUGUGCCGCACGCGCCGGUUCGAACUCCCAACUUGACCCCUGAAGAAGAGAGGUUGGCCCUGCAGAAUGCCCUGCGGUACUUCCCACCAGAGCUGCAUGGUGUCCUCGCUCCAGAGUUUGCCCAGGAGCUGCGGGACUACGGACACAUCUACAUGUACCGCUUCAGGCCACAGUGUGAGAUAAGAGCCUACCCCAUUGAUGAGUACCCGGCCAGAACUCGCCAGGCUGCUGCCAUCAUGCACAUGAUCAUGAACAACCUGGACCCAAGGGUGGCACAGUUCCCCCAUGAGUUGGUGACCUAUGGUGGCAAUGGACAAGUGUUUGGGAACUGGGCACAGUUCCUGCUGACGAUGCAGUACCUGUGUGAGAUGACAGAGGACCAGACACUGGUCAUGUACUCCGGCCACCCCGCUGGACUCUUCCCCAGUCACAGUGCAGCACCGAGGGUCGUCAUCACUAAUGGCAUGGUGGUUCCAAAUUAUUCCUCCAGAGAGGAGUAUGAAAAGAUGUUUGCACUAGGAGUCACCAUGUAUGGACAAAUGACUGCGGGAAGUUACUGCUACAUUGGGCCACAAGGAAUCGUCCAUGGAACUACAAUCACGGUUAUGAACGCUGGUCGCAAGUACCUGGGUUUGAAUGACCUGACUGGAAAGGUGUUUGUGACCUCAGGGUUAGGUGGUAUGAGUGGUGCCCAGGCCAAGGCAGCUGUCGUAGCCGGCUGUAUCGGAGUCAUCGCUGAGGUCAGUGAGGAGGCACUAACCAAGAGACACAAACAGGGUUGGCUGAUGGAGACAACCUCCAACCUGGAUGAAUGUAUGAACAUGAUCAGGAGGUACAAGAGAGAGAAGAAGACCACCAGCAUUGGUUACCUUGGCAAUGCAGUAGACCUCUGGGAGCGGCUCGUGCAGGAGUAUGACAGUACUGGUGAGCUGUUAGCAGACCUGGGAUCUGACCAGACCUCCUGUCACAACCCGUAUGGUGGGGGAUACUACCCUGUACAGCUGUCCUUUACUGAGGCCAAUGAAGUGAUGCACAGCGACCCUCUCAGGUUCAAGAACUUGGUGCAAGAAAGUUUGCGCCGUCAGAUCACUGCCAUCAACAAGCUGUCUGAUCGAGGGAUGUUCUUCUGGGACUAUGGAAACGCCUUUCUACUGGAGUGUAAACGGGCAGGUGCUGAUGUGAAUAAAGAAGGUGACACUUUGGGCACCAGGUUCCGCUACCCUUCCUACGUACAGGAUAUCAUGGGUGACAUCUUCUCACUGGGUUUUGGUCCGUUCCGCUGGGUGUGCACGUCUGGGAACCCUAAUGACCUGGCCACCACAGACGAGAUCGCUACAUCUGUACUGGAGGAUAUCAUCAACAAAGGAGUUCCUGAGAGCGCAAAGCAGCAGUUCCAGGAUAACAUCAGGUGGAUCAAGGAGGCAGGCAUCCACAAGAUGGUUGUAGGUUCCCAGGCCCGUAUCCUGUACGCGGACCGUGUGGGUCGUAUCGCCAUCGCCACGGCUUUUAAUCAGGCAGUGGCUGAUGGGAAACUACAAGGGCCCGUUGUGAUCAGCAGGGACCACCACGAUGUCAGCGGUACGGACAGUCCUUUCAGAGAGACCUCCAACAUCUAUGAUGGUUCAGCAUUUUGUGCUGACAUGGCUGUUCAGAAUUUUGUUGGUGACUCGUUCCGAGGUGCCACAUGGGUGGCUCUACACAACGGUGGGGGAUGUGGCUGGGGAGAAGUGAUCAAUGGUGGGUUUGGUCUGGUGCUGGAUGGUUCAGAGGAUGCUGGUGAGAGGGCCAAGAUGAUGCUUCAAUGGGACGUCUCUAAUGGGGUUGCUAGGCGGAGCUGGUGCGGCAACCAGAACGCGAAGGAGGCCAUCUGCCGUGCCAUGGACCAGAACAGCAAACUCAAGGUCACCAUGCCUCACGCCGUGGAGGACGAAAACUUACUGGAGAGGGCCUUCCGCAACUAAACAGGGCAUUCUGAAACUAACAACCUACCCAAUGCAUUGGCGUCUUGUCUUUGGAAAGUUAGAAACAAUACUGCUUUCUCAUGAGAAGAAAUUAUAGGCUUCAGAAGUGUCUGGAAACAGUAGAUAUCAGCCAAAUAGACAGAUAACAGGCCAGUCAGCCACCAGUGGAUUUGGUUCGCUAGAGAAUUUGCUGCUCCAGAAGCCUGGUAGAUAGGGUCCUUCUAGUAGAGCUUGUAAGACAAUCUACAGAGAACAGAGAGAAGGGGGGAUACAGACUCAGUACAUUAGGGGCUGCAUGCAUUCUUCCUACAAUGCCACCAAGUGGCAAGGAGUAGUACUGCAGUCAAGUCCAUUCAGGCCUGGAAGUUACCAAAACCUCAGAGAAUAAGAGCUACUUCAGUUCCUUUUUUUGGUGAUUCACGAACUUCAUUUUUCUGUGUCUCACAUAUAUGCUAUUGGUGAUGGAAUGUACAUGUAUCUACAUGUAUGUAAGGUUAGGUACAUUGACACUAAGAGGUCACUAAACCUAUGUAAUUGUAUGCUGCUGUUAGGUACAAUCUUAUCAAUAGGACAAGAUUUGUGUAAAAUGAAGACUUGAGCUGUAUUCCUUGUUGAAAUCUUCAAGGCUCCUCGACAUAGAUAUUUUCUUAGAAGAAAGUUUUGCUAAAGCUUUGUUGCAGUGGCUAUCGAUAUAGAACUGAGUGGCAUAUGAUAAUUGUAACUACAUGUGCAAGUAUUAUAUAUAACAUAGGGAUACGAUUACCAUCAGGUUUUAAUCCAAAUCAUGUUACUUUGCAGAUUUGCCAGAACAUUGCCAUGAAUUCAAAUGAUUAUAUGGUUGACAGCGUUUGGAACUACAUUGUUCUUUUGUUGCUUAUACUAUACCAAUACUUGCCUUGGUGACAGUAAAAUUAACAAAUAUAGAAAAAUAAAAAUAUCACCACA